GCGGGUAUUUGGGGGAAGCGUCCCAUUUCUGGGCGCUUCCAGUGGCUCUCUUGCGCAAGUGACUUCUGAGUCCAGUUCUGGGGCUGACUUCUGGGCCCAGGUCUGAGGCAGAGAUGCCUGCCCUUCACAUCGAGGAUCUGCCAGAAAAGGAAAAGCUGAAGAUGGAAGUCGAGCAACUUCGCAAAGAAGUGAAGUUGCAGAGACAACAGGUGUCCAAAUGCUCUGAGGAAAUAAAGAACUACAUCGAAGAGCGCUCUGGAGAGGAUCCCUUGGUCAAGGGAAUCCCAGAAGACAAGAACCCCUUUAAAGAAAAGGGCAGCUGCGUCAUUUCCUAAUUAACUCUGGGGGAAACUCUAUUCCCAGUUGGGGCAAGUUUUUCUUUUUGUUUGUUUAUUUGUUUGUUUAAUUUCCCCUCACAUGAAGUCAAAGUGCAUGUUAAAGGGGGGGGGGGGGGAAUGAAAUUGAGAAAGAUGGUUGUAAACACUCUCCGAGCGGUUUAUGUACGAAACAUAUCUGCUUCUCACCUUCGCUCUGACGACGCACACUUUCAUGCAGUCAUGGGAUGAAAGCAGAACUCUCUCCUUUCAGGAUACCCCUUGCUGCCUCCAAUAAAGUUUUGUCUUGGGAAAAUUAGUGGUGGUGCCUUAAAAGACAGCACUU
This is a messenger RNA of Acomys russatus (golden spiny mouse), 660 nucleotides long. It is a transcript of the gene Gng11, whose product is annotated as G protein subunit gamma 11. Gene Ontology annotation, biological process: G protein-coupled receptor signaling pathway. The coding region runs from base 114 to 335 and encodes 73 amino acids. Gene Ontology annotation, molecular function: G-protein beta-subunit binding. The record is from RefSeq and is a predicted model, not a curated record. Gene Ontology annotation, cellular component: heterotrimeric G-protein complex. The transcript is spliced from 2 exons. NCBI's taxonomy places the organism in Eukaryota, Metazoa, Chordata, Mammalia, Rodentia, Muridae.